AUGAUUUUAAUUAAAAGGGAAUAUUAUAUUUUAUUAUACUCACUCUAUAAAAUUAUUUUAAAUAGGUUACCACAGACUCAUAAAAAAAGAAAAUCUUAUUCCGAAACCAAUCCUUUUUAUCAAGAUCAACAGGGCAAUAUAAAAUAUUUUUUUUAUGGAUAUGAGGUUAUAGAAUGGAUAUUAAAAUCAAAUAUUAAUACAAUUACAAGAGCGAAGGCUGUUGCCAUUGCACAGUCAAUAUUAUCACUAUUUAUAAUUACAGAUCCAAAAAUAAAUGACUCUGAAUAUCUAAACAAAAAUUUACCUAUAUCAAAGAAAAAAAUGAUAUUUAGCGAUGACAGAACUUGUUAUUCACUUAUAAAUAAUAAUAACAUAAGCACCUUUGAAAACUAUAAUAAAUAUUUAUAUGGAAUGUAUAUGAAAAUUAAAUUUGUAUGUCCAAACCCAUAUUAUUGUAUACAAACGGUAUUUUCAAUUUAUCCAACAACCCAACCCCAAAAUAUUAAUAACAAUAAUAACAUUCAAAAUAUAGAUAAUAAUAGUUAUAGUUUUGAAAAUGAAUGUUCAAUAAUAACAAAACCAUUAUCACCACAAGUAUCCCCAUUAUCAAUAAAUGAAAUUUAUACAGAUAAAAAAAAAGAAAUUAGCCCAAAUGCAAUAAAUGAAAAUCUAGAUUAUAAUAUACAAGAAGGAGUCAUCGAAAUGGAAAAUAUUAGUCAAUAUAGACAGCAGCAGGAAUCGGAUGAAUCAAAAUUUUCAAUAAUUAUUGGUUAUAAAGAUGUUGAUGAGGAUGAUUUUAAUAUAUCAAACUACCGAUGGACAAAAUAUUUUUCAGUUUUGGUUUAUUUAGUGAUUGUUUCAACUGCAGGUCUUGGUUUACAGUGGCAUCUAAUUAAAGAAGUAUAUAAUAUACCGUCAAUUAUCUAUAUAGUUAUUGGUAUCCUUGCAACUUUUUUAUGGGUUUCAGCAACGAUAUUGUUCCUAUAUUGCUUUAUUUCAAAUUUCAACAAUUCAAUGGUAGAUUUAAGAAAUGGUAUUUUUUCAACUAUUUACAAUACUGCUCCGUUAUCCUUGUUCCAAGUUUCUGAUAUUUCAAUAUUUGCAAAUAAAACUCUUGCAAAAGUUAUUUUUUGGUCUAGUUUUGGUCUAUAUUCAGUCACUCUUUUAUUCCUUUAUACACAUUUUGUGCUUCGAUUUAUAAGGAAGAAACCUAUUUCAAUAACACCAAGCUUUAUUUUCUCUGGUGGCUGUUUUGUUAUCGUGGCAUCUGUUUCUAAACACUUGGGAUAUACUUCCAUGGUAUGGUUCUCCUAUGGAUUUGGUAGCAUAGUUUGUAUAAUAAUCCAUGCUGUUAUAAUCUAUCAGUAUAUUGCCAAAGCUAGAAAAGGAUCCUUUUUACCGAUAGAGUCCAUUCCAUCACAACCUGUUUUUAUCAGCUAUUCUUCUUUGUUGUGUUCAACGCUAAUUUCUAUUCAAGAAGGGGUUACCAUUUGGGGUCGGUUAGUAUAUUUAUUUGUAUUUUUAAAUAUAGUGUUGGUUUUUAUUGUUUGGAUAGUAACAAUUAUCAAGGCUCCAAAACUUUAUGUUCCACCAUUUAAUCUUGGUAUGUGGGGGUUCUCUUUUCCAUCAACAUCAUUUUCAGUUUGUGCAAUAUUAUAUUACAAAUACAAUACAUUUUUAAUUACAAAAAUAUUCUCUCUUUUCACCAUCACAAUUAAUAAUUUAAUUUACAUUGCAUUACUUAUUUUUACAAUUGCACAUAUAACAAAAAAAAAUUUAUUCAUUGUUUCGAAAUUUAACAAAACCACAUUUUUAUCACCAAAAUUUAAUAAAAAACAACCCCAAUAA
This is a messenger RNA of Dictyostelium purpureum, 1848 nucleotides long. RefSeq lists its product as uncharacterized. Gene Ontology annotation, molecular function: monoatomic cation efflux transmembrane transporter activity. The transcript has 2 exons. The record is from RefSeq and is a predicted model, not a curated record. The coding region runs from base 1 to 1848 and encodes 615 amino acids. Gene Ontology annotation, biological process: intracellular signal transduction; transmembrane transport. NCBI's taxonomy places the organism in Eukaryota, Evosea, Eumycetozoa, Dictyosteliales, Dictyosteliaceae. Gene Ontology annotation, cellular component: plasma membrane.